UCGGCAUUUUUGGCAUCUUCUUUGUUCUUGCCGGUUACAUCACAUUCAGAUAUUUGCUGUUCUGCUGCGUUAACUGUUGUGAUCGCGCUUCAAACGGCUGACGCGUUGUCACUUCGGUACAUUACACUUUGGGCGGCCGAGAUGCAUAAAAAUCGUACAAGCAAUGAAGACAUGUGGAAACAUAUAGAAGUAUACUUCGCAUAUGGAGGCGUACAAGCCAUCUCGAUCCUUGUAGGAUUGACAACUCUUUCACUUGGAUGCAUCUGGACAUCAAGCGCACUACACAAUAAGAUGCUUCUCUCCAUACUAAGGACUCCGAUGAACUUCUUUCACUCAACGCCCAUCGCCAGAAUUCUCAACAGGUUUAACAAAGACGUUCACAAACUUGACCUAAAUCUGUACUCAACAGCGGAUGGACACCUAGAGACGACUGUAGGUCUGCCAGUUCUGCUGACAAUGGUUUGCGUUAAAAUACCAAUUUUUCUCUGUAUUCUAGCGCCAUUACUCGUACUUUUCCUAAUGAUUCAGCAAUUCUACAUGGCAUUUUCCCGUCAAGUGAAACGCUUAAACGCCAUUACUAAAUCGCCCGUGUUGAACUCGUUCAGUAUUCGAGCAUAUUCGAUGGAAGGUAGUUUAACAGCGCGAAACAUGCAGUUCUCGACAACAGUCAAAACAGUGUUUUACAAGUAUAAUACCUACAGCUGUGUGUUGCAUCUUAUGUUUAUUUUUCGGUGAAAGCUGAAGUCGGUGCAUUAAUUCUAAGCUACGCUCUCGAGGCUAGUAGGCUCAGG
Varroa destructor (honeybee mite) is the source of this 791-nucleotide messenger RNA. RefSeq names its product ATP-binding cassette sub-family C member 2-like. Lineage: Eukaryota; Metazoa; Arthropoda; Arachnida; Mesostigmata; Varroidae. Gene Ontology annotation, biological process: transmembrane transport. The record is from RefSeq and is a predicted model, not a curated record. Gene Ontology annotation, cellular component: membrane. Gene Ontology annotation, molecular function: ABC-type transporter activity; ATP binding.